Messenger RNA from Xenopus laevis (African clawed frog), 1456 nucleotides. It is a transcript of the gene plek.L, whose product is annotated as pleckstrin L homeolog. Lineage: Eukaryota; Metazoa; Chordata; Amphibia; Anura; Pipidae. The record is from RefSeq and is marked provisional. Gene Ontology annotation, biological process: intracellular signal transduction; actin cytoskeleton organization. Gene Ontology annotation, cellular component: plasma membrane.
CACAACUAUAACUGGGUUUCCCAACAGCGUGAAAGACAGAGAACGCCAACAUGGAAAGAGAGCCACAGAAAAUAAGAGAGGGAUACCUUGUGAAAAAGGUAAUGUUUAAUAAGUGGAUGCCAAUGUGGGUGACAUUACUGGAAGAUGGAAUUGAAUUCUACAAAAAGAAAACUGAUAACAGCCCCAAAGGGAUGAUACCAUUAAAGGGGUCUGUGAUAAGUAACCACUGCCAAGAUUUUGGUAAAAGAAUGUUUGUUUUUAAGCUCACCACGACUAAGCUGCAGGACCAUUAUUUCCAAGCUUCUCACCAAGAAGAAAGAGAUGCCUGGGUUAAGGAUCUGAAAAAAGCCUCGACAUGCAUUGAAAAUGGUCAGAGGUUUUCGAGGAAAUCCACAAGGAAGUCAAUCAGAUUGCCCGACACCAUUAACUUGAGCCAGCUAUAUCACUCCAUGAAGGACCCAGACAGAGGAAUAAAAGAUUUAAACCUGGAAAAGGAUAAAAAAGUUUUCAAUCACUGUUUUACAGGCACCUGUGUAGUAGACUGGUUAGUUGCAAACCAUUCCGUGAGAAACCGCCAAGAGGGUCUUAUGCUGGCUUCUGCCUUACUAAAUGAAGGUCACCUUCAACCUGCUGGAGACAUUUCCAAAAAUGCAGCACAGGGACUAGCAGAAACGACAUUGCUCGAUAAUUCAGAAGCAUUGUAUUAUUUUCCCGACAGUGGCUUCUUCUGUGAAGAAAAUUCUAGUGAUGAUGAUGCACUUUUCAAGGAAGAAUUUAGAGGAAAUGUGGUUAAGCAAGGAUGUUUGCUGAAACAGGGACACCGAAGGAAAAACUGGAAAGUGAGAAAAUUUGUUCUGAGGGAUGACCCGGCAUAUCUGCAUUACUAUGAUCCAGCUUCGGUGAGGGGACUCAAUCUUUAACACUUUUUAAGAAACUUGCUCCAAAAAAGGAUAAUUCAGGGAUAGGCAACCUUUUGUGCUUUGAGCGUUUCAGAAACACUUGGUCAACAAUUGGCCAGCUUGUCAAUGAAUAGAUCUUUGCCCAGUUUGACCAUUGAGGAGGUGAUCAAACCAGGCUGAUCUGAAUGUUUAGCUCUUGGGCCAGAAGUCACACACAUGUAUCAGUGGCCAAAUGGGAAGUUCCACAAAUCAAGACUCAACUGGGACUAGAAGAAGCACCGACCAACCUCCCAAUAAUAUUUGAGAGUACAGUCUCAUUCUGUGUACACUAUCUUAGGCGAGAUACAGGGGUGGUACUUUUAUCAGCAACUAGAAAAAUAAACAACUAUACAGUCAGAGUAAAACAAAAUACCCAAUGGAUUUUCACUUAGAGGCAAGAGUAGAGUGAGGCUCAGUAUAUCAGAAAUAGAAAAAUAAACCAAUUAUACGGUCAAUAUAAAAUUGAAUGAAUUUCCACUUAGAGGCAAGAGUAGGGUGAGACACAGGAUAUGACAAAA